This is a messenger RNA of Chrysochloris asiatica (Cape golden mole), 1537 nucleotides long. It is a transcript of the gene MYOZ1, whose product is annotated as myozenin 1. The record is from RefSeq and is a predicted model, not a curated record. Gene Ontology annotation, molecular function: actin binding; telethonin binding; FATZ binding. The coding region runs from base 365 to 1267 and encodes 300 amino acids. Gene Ontology annotation, cellular component: actin cytoskeleton; Z disc. NCBI's taxonomy places the organism in Eukaryota, Metazoa, Chordata, Mammalia, Afrosoricida, Chrysochloridae. The transcript is spliced from 6 exons.
UUUCUCCCCGAAUGAUUCUCUGGAUCUAUCUCCAAAUGCUAAGGGAAGGGAAGCUCUCCCUAGGCAAAAUAAUGCCUGACUCCCACAGCUCAAUUGGAGAAUCCUAAAGGCCUUUUACCUCCUUCAGGAGCCUCUGGGUAAGGAGGGCGGGAUCUUGGUUCCAGGGUCUCAGUACCCCCUGUGCCAUUUGAGCUGCUUGCACGCAUCAUCUCUAUUAAUAACCACCUUCCCUCCCUCACUGCCAGUGCUGCCCCUACGCCUGUCCAGCUUGGGUUCUCGGUCACAGCAGCACAGUCCUCCAAAGCUGCUGGACCCCAGAGAGAGCUGACCGCUGCUUGAGCCACCGGGUGAAUCCCCCUCCACAAUGCCUCUGUCAGGAACCCCAGCGCCCAAUAAGAAGAGGAAAUCCAGCAAGCUGAUCAUGGAACUCACUGGAGGUGGGCAGGAGAGCUCAGGCCUGAACCUGGGCAAGAAGAUCAGUGUCCCAAGGGACGUGAUGUUGGAGGAGUUGUCACUGCUCACUAACCGGGGCUCUAAGAUGUUCAAACUGCGGCAGAUGCGGGUGGAGAAAUUUAUCUAUGAGAACCACCCUGACGUCUUCUCUGACACCUCAAUGGAUCACUUCCAGAAGUUCCUUCCUACAGUGGGGGGUCAGCUGGGUACAGCUGGUCAGGGAUUCUCCUACAGCAAGGGCAGUGGUGGAGGCCAGGCAGGGGGCAGCGGCUCUGCUGGACAGUAUGGCUCCGCCCAGCAGCACCAUCAAGGCUCUGGCACUGGCUCUGGCUCUGGCUCUGGAGGCACAGGUGGCCCUGGGGGCCAAGCCGGCAGAGGAGGAGACGGCACAAUGGGAGUUGGUCAGUCAGGAACAGGAGACCAGGCAGGUGGAGAAGGAAAACACAUCACUGUGUUCAAGACCUAUAUCUCCCCAUGGGAGAGAGCCAUGGGGGUUGACCCCCAGCAGAAAGUGGAACUUGGUAUUGACCUGCUGGCCUAUGGGGCCAAAGCUGAACUCCCCAAGUAUAAGUCCUUUAACAGGACGGCAAUGCCCUAUGGUGGAUAUGAGAAGGCUUCCAAACGCAUGACUUUCCAGAUGCCAAAGUUUGACCUGGGGCCCCUGCUAGGUGAGCCCUUGAUCCUUUUCAACCAGAACCUCUCCAACAGGCCGUCCUUCAAUCGUACCCCUAUUCCCUGGCUGAGCUCUGGGGAGCAUGUAGACUACACCGUGGAUAUUGGCAUCCCCUUGGAUGGAGAAACUGAGGAGCUGUGAGGUGUUUCUCCUCUACUUUGCAUCGUUUCCCUUCUCUGGUUCCACUUGAGAGGGGGAAUGCUAAACAGGAUACCCCAUGUAAAUCCAGUAUCCUUGUGGGAAUGGAGAAAAAAGGAGGGAGAGAUCUGCCUUUCUGUCCUUUAGUCCAAGUCCCCACUCCAAGCACCCCUCCUUACCAACUCAGAGAUCCCUUUCCAUUUGCUCCAUAUGGAACCUGCUCUUUUAAGGAAUUUGCUCUGCACCAGUAACAGCCAAUAAACUUUAAGGAAA